Chara braunii is the source of this 1020-nucleotide messenger RNA. The record is from the annotation of a GenBank genome assembly. Lineage: Eukaryota; Viridiplantae; Streptophyta; Charophyceae; Charales; Characeae.
ACCAUUCUUUCAGCCACCCUUUGCCCAUUGCCGCUCUUGCACCUGCACCAGCAGCCUCCAUUGGAGCGCACACCCAUCCAGAAGUCCAAGCCUACCACCUGUCAGAGGCAGAAAACAUGCCAGUGAAUCAGAAACGUUCAUUCAGUGAUGACAACAACAACAACAACAACCACAACAACAACAAGGACGAUGAUGAUCAUCAUCAUCGUUACGAUGACAAUGCAAAAACAAAACGAAAAAAAAAACAAUGACAAUGAAAGAGAUAGAGGCGGCGAAGGAUCAGUAGUAGGAGCACGAAGUGCAUGAGGAGCACGAGGAGCAAGAGGAGCAAGAGGAGCAAGAGGAGCAAGAGGAGAGGAGUGGCAGGAGGGGCAGGAGGAGCAAGGGGAGAGGAGGGGCGGGAGGAGCAAGAGGAUGAGAGCAAGAGGAGGAAGAGGAGGAAGAGGAGGAAGAGGAGGAAGAGGAGGAAGAGGAGAGAGGAGGAAGAGGAGGAAGAGGAGGAAGAGGAGGAAGAGGAGGAAGAGGAGACACAGGAGGAAGAGGAGGAAGAGGAGACACAGGAGGAAGAGGAGGAAGAGGAGGAAGAGGAGGAAGAGGAGAAAGAGGAGAAAGAGGAAGAGGAGGNGGAAAGACGGAAGAGGAGGAAGAGGAGGAAGGAGGAAGAGGAGGAAUGAGGAAGAGGAGGAAGAGGAGGAAGAGGAGGAAGAGGAGGAAGAGGAGGAGGUGGAGGAGGUGGAGGUGGUGGGGAAAGAGGAGGAAGAGGAGAAAGCGGAGGAGGUGAAGGUGGUGGAGGUAGAAGACGUUAAGGGGUGGGAAGGUUGUCUACAAAUGGUGAAGAGUCCCCGGUAUACUUGGUUUUUCUUAACUACUGUUGUACGUUCUGAGCAUGGACUCAGAGCAUGCUCAGGGCGUACUCGAGACUAGCUCUAUCAUAAUGUAUCUGAUGGCAUUUGCAGCCGGACCUUGAUGCACCUGAUCCGCGAUUACACCCAUACAAAUAAGUAAAAACGUCCUUCUGUC